Messenger RNA from Tachysurus fulvidraco (yellow catfish), 2046 nucleotides. It is a transcript of the gene bicdl2, whose product is annotated as BICD family like cargo adaptor 2. Bases 273 to 1616 code for a protein of 447 amino acids. Lineage: Eukaryota; Metazoa; Chordata; Actinopteri; Siluriformes; Bagridae. Gene Ontology annotation, biological process: vesicle transport along microtubule; Golgi to secretory granule transport. The transcript has 11 exons. The record is from RefSeq and is a predicted model, not a curated record.
AUCCCCUCCCACCUGACCGAGAACAUGAACAGUGGGUGGAGCUCGGGUGUUAACUGGAGAACUUUGACUCCAAGGAAACCACCAGUGACUCUCUUGAGCUAUACACGAUAGCAGUGAAGCAGGAACUUGCCAGGGUUUUAACCUGCUGAGUAUCGCAUCCACAAUGAAGACGUCACUUGGCAUCGAGAGCUGAAAAUGAUACUUGACUUUUCAUACCACAACCAAACCUAAGGAGAAGCAACCCAGCUUGCAACCGCACAAAAAAUUGACCAAUGUUCUCAACAAGAAAGGAAAGCUUAACAUCCCCCAGUUUGGAUGAUUCGUUCUUUCCCUUCUCCUCAUCCACCCCUGUUGCCCGGCAUCGCAUCCUGGGUGCAGGGGUCAGAGCAAACAACCUGCUGGCAUCGCACACAGACCAUGACAGCAGCUCAACUAUGCUGGAGAAAGAUCUCAUCCUGGCAGCUGAGGUAGGCCAGGCUCUUCUGGAGAGGAACGAGGAGCUGGAAGCUCAGCUGGAACAGAUGAGGAGAGAUGUGGAGGCUGUGCAGCAGGAGAAGCACACGCUACAGAGACACCUGGAGGUACGGGAACUAGAGGCAGGGCAGCGCGAGGCAGAGCUGCAGGCUGAUAUCGCUGCACUACGGCAACAGUUUGACCAGAAGCACAACCAGGGUCGGGACCGACGGCGUGAAGAAAGUGAGCAGCUUGCACAACUGUCCAGUCAUAACCAGAAGCUGGUGGAGCAGUUGGCUGAGGCAGUUUCGGUGGAACACUCUCUACGCCUUGAGCUGCGGACUCUGAGAGAGGAAAUGGAGGACACAAGUUUCAGCAGAUCAAUAAACUCUGCUUGUCUGGACACAAUGCAAGCUGAGAAUCGAGUGCUAAAGGAGCGAUGCUCCAACAUGGAUAAACAGCUGAAGUCAUCAGACGAGGACAACGAGAGGAUAAGGAUGGAGAGAGACGGACUGCGUGCGAGACUUCUCGAACUACAGUCCAAUCUGAAAGAAAAGGAGGGUGAGCUGGAGCAGCACCAGACUGAGGUGUUCCAGUUGCGCACCAUGAAUCGGAGCCUCCAACAGAGAGUCCAAGCGUUAGGAGAAGAGGCCAGUCUGGAGGAAAACACCUGCUUCCCGCUUUCUCUACAAAGUGAACUGCAACAAUCACAGGCCAAAGAAAGCAUCUUGGCCCAUUCUGCUGUCCUGCAGGAGAAAGAGGAGGAGAUUGAAAGGCUAAAGAACGAGCUUGAAUCCAGCCAAGAGGAACUAUCGGCUCUAAGAGAGAAAGUGAAGACGUUCUGCAGCGAUCCAAACAAACCACCAUACAGUGCCUUGGAGGAAGAGCUGGCGUUGGCACGGCAGGAACGAGACAUGCUCAACCAGCAGCUCCUCAACACCAUCAAACACAAGGUGGCGCUCUCUCAGGAAGUCGAAUCAUGGCAGGAGGACAUGCGGCUGGUGAUAUGCCAACAAGUGCAGCAGCAGGUACAAGAAAAGGGUAAAGAGAAAGAGAUGACGGCAUCGCCUCUGCAAAGAAAUCUCCGCACAACCAGGUCUUUCCGUAUACCAAGAGAGGAUGGGAAGAAGAGCUUCUUCUCUUCCUUGUUUGGAGGGGAUUAAAAAAGUUGAACCCCAACACAGGAUGAGGACACAAAACUACUGAAAGGAUGAUGACAAAGUCACAGCUACUGAAAGGAAGAGGACACAAAAUGAAAUAGAUGUGUUAAAACUUUCCGAAAGGAAAAGGAUGUGAAAAUACUGAAAGGACGCAUUAGAGUAACAAAACUACUGAGAGGACGAGUUAGAAGACACAGAACUGCUGAAAGGACGAAAAAUUAGGACACAAAACUGCUGAAUGGGACGAGUUAGGACAAAAACCAUCACUUAAAUAUUGUAAUGUAAAUAAUAAUAAUAAGGACUAAACACAGUAUAAUGGCAUGGCAUUCAUGUAUAUUUAUUUUGUCUAUAUUCCUUCUUGAUGUACAAAAUAUGAUACAACAAAUGUUUCUUAUGGCAUCACUGUUGAUAAACACCUUUAUAUAUAAAUAUA